Rotaria sp. Silwood1 is the source of this 13203-nucleotide messenger RNA. The record is from the annotation of a GenBank genome assembly. NCBI's taxonomy places the organism in Eukaryota, Metazoa, Rotifera, Eurotatoria, Philodinida, Philodinidae.
AUGUCAUCAAAUCGUACUGAUGAAAUUGACAACAGUAAUUCAUGGAUUCCACUCUUUGAUCGUUUUAAUAAAACCAUACGAGAUGAAGCUGAUAUACUGUUCAAACACAUCGCUGAUAGUCAAACAAAUCUACUAAAUGAACGUAACAGUUUACACAAAGAGAUUGAGAUGUUAAAAAAAGAAAAAGAGGAAAUGACUCGAUUACUCAAGAAAUAUGAUCAGAUCGUAACGCUUAAUGUAGGUGGUCAACUAUUCUCAACUACAAUUGAAACUCUAACCAAAGAAGAAUGUCUAUUCACAAAGAUGUUCAGUGGACGAUUUGAUCUUCGAGAACAUCAGGGUGCUACGUUUAUUGAUCGUGAUCCAACACAUUUUAGAAUUUUACUCAAUUAUUUACGUACAAAUACGUUUAUUGAGCCUAAAUCGACUCAAGAUCGUGUUGAACUUUUGUUAGAAGCGGAAUACUAUCAGAUUACAUCGUUGAUCAAACAAUUGAAAAAUGAAACAGUAACCACUACGAUUAUAGUUGAAAAAUUAUUAUUUGAUUCCACUUUGCAUCAUCCACAAGUAGUUAUCUCAGAAGCUGGCCUCUUAGCUAAUCACAGUGAUGGAUGUGCCAAGUUUUUGUAUGCAAAAAUUGAUUGUCAAGAAUCACCAUUCAUAUUACUUGUUAAUCUACUUCAAUUUCACAAUCCAACGGGUAUUACAACAAAUGGUCAAUGUUGUGACGGUUCAUUUCCUUCGUCAAAUUUUUGUCCUAUAUCAACAUCUUGUCAUCUAAAUACAAUUGUCUGUUUGGAUUUCAUCAAUAAUGAAAUUCAAACAAAUUGGACUUUAUGUCCAUUGGGAAAAAAAUUAAUACGAACAAAAAUAAAUAAUACUAAUCUAUUUAAUUAUUAUUCAAUAAAAAAUAUGACUGAUAUUUUACCAUUACAAUUUGAAUUACCACAAAUAAAUGAUAAUUCAAUUGAUAUAAAAAUAUUUGUUUUUUAUGAUAAUAUGAAUAUGUUACUCAAUUAUUUCUAUACAACAUUUCUUAUUGACAUGUCAUAUUCAUCUUCAACUGAUGAAGUUUUUCAACAAUCAACAUUGAAUGAUCUAUCAAAAAAACAAUCAAAUAUCAAUCAAAUGAUUAUUGCUUUAAAAAGUUAUUGUCGACCAACAUAUUAUGGUAAACAAUGUUCGAUUCAAUGUAUUCCAAAUGAUGAUUGUACAAGUUCAUAUACUUGUAAUCCAAUAACAGGUCAAAAGAUUUGUUCAUCUGGUUGGUAUGGAAGUGAAUGUUCAAUACGUGAUACAUCUUCGACAUGUUUAUCAUCUGGAUUAACUUGUUACAAUGGAGGAUUUUGUCGAAAUAAUCAAUCGACAUGUUGUUGUCCUAUUGGUUAUACUGGUGUAAAUUGUCAAUAUCUUUCAACGUGUACAUCUGGUCAAACUUGUUUAAAUGGUGGUUCAUGUAGUCCAAUUUAUGAUACUAUUUCACGAACCUAUUAUUUUGUUUGCACUUGUCUGCAUGGUUAUAUGGGUUUACAUUGUCAAGAAAAACAACAAUGUCCAUCAUCAUACUAUGGUUCUAAUUGUACAAUUCAAUGUUCACCAUCAAAUUCAUGUUCUCAAGGACAUUUUGAUUGUAAUUCAAACGGAGAAAAAACUUGUUUAUAUGGUUGGGGUCCAAAUAAUACAUGUACACAAAAAAUGAUUGCAUCUAUAUUUGAUCCUGAAUGUCCAAUUUCAACAGGUUGUCUAAAUGGUGGUUCGUGUUUUAAUGGUUCAUGUUGUUGUCCGCCUACUUACACAGGACGUCUAUGUGAAAUAUCUAUUGAUCCUUGUGCAAAUAAUCCUUGUCAAAAUAAUGCUUUAUGUUUAUCGACGUCUACUGGAUAUAAAUGUUUAUGUUCAAGUUCUGUUUACACAGGUCCAUUAUGUGAAAUAAAUCAAAAUCCAUGUCAAUAUUCACCAUGUCAAAAUGGUAUUUGUCAAUUAUUAGAUAAUACAAGUUCAUUUAGUUGUAUAUGUUAUCCUGGUUAUACAGGACAAUUUUGUCAUGUUAAAAUUAAUUAUUGUUUAUCACAUCCGUGUGAAAAUAAUGGAAUUUGUUCUAAUGUAGCCACAGGUUAUGUUUGUACUUGUUCAUCAGAUUUUACUGGAACAACUUGUUCAAUUCGAAUGAAUACAUGUUUUAAUCAAACUUGUUUAGAUAAUAAUAUAAUUCAUUGUCCACAAGGUUUUACAGAUCCUCCAAAUUGUGUAGGGGAUAUAGAUGAAUGUUUAUUAGAAAGUGAACCAUGUAAAAAUGGUGGUGAAUGUAUCAAUACAAUGGGUAGUUAUUAUUGCCAAUGUAAUGAACAUUAUCAAGGAAAUGAUUGUAGUAUUCCAAUUGAUUCAUGUAUAAGUAAUCCAUGUAUUGCAUCGAAUUCGAUAUCAUGUACAUCAGUUAUAAGUGAUACACAUUCAAUUGAUUUUAAUUGUACAUGUCGUGUAGGAUUUACUGGAACUCAUUGUGAAAUUGAAUUAAAUCCAUGUAUGAAUAAUCCAUGUUUAUAUGGAACAUGUGUUGAAUUAACACCAUCAACAUCGUCUUGUAUUUGUGAACCUGGUUGGACUGGAAUUGAAUGUAAGGAUAGUAUUAAUGAAUGCUUAUCCAAUCCAUGCUUAAAUGCUGGUACAUGUAUUGAUGACAUCAAUAAAUAUAAUUGUAAAUGUUUAACGGGUUUUACGGGUACAAAUUGUCAAAUUGAAAUUAAUUCAUGUUCAAGUAUUCCUUGUCAUAACCAUGGUACUUGUGUUAAUAAUAUUGAAUCUUAUUCAUGUUUAUGUCCAUUGGGUUGGACAGGAACUAUCUGUGAAAAAAAUAUAAAUGAAUGUUUAUUUCCAUUAUCAUGUCAUCCAAAUUCGACAUGUAUUGAUUUACCUGGUUCAUAUCAAUGUGUAUGUCCAUCAUGGUUAACAGGAGAAAAUUGUUUAACAGCGAUUGAUCAAUGUGAAACAUCUCCUUGUUUAAAUAAUGGUGUUUGUGUAAAUAAUUUUGGAAGUUUACCUACUUGUCAUUGUCAAUCAGGUUUUACGGGUGUUUAUUGUGAAAUAAAUAUUGAUGAUUGUCAAGCAACACCUUGUUAUAAUAAUGGCACAUGUAUUGAUCAAAUAAAUAGUUUUUUAUGUUUAUGUUCAUCAGGUUAUACAGGUUUAAGAUGUCAAACAAUGAUAAGUCAAUGUAAUAGUUUACCAUGUUUAAAUGGUGGUACAUGUCGAGAUUUAAAUAUAAAUAAUAAUGAAGAAUAUAUGUGUCUUUGUUCACCAUUUUUUACUGGUCAACGAUGUGAACAAAUAAUUAAUCCAUGUUUAAGUUUUCCUUGUAUACAUGGAAGUUGUACACCAACAUUACCAUCAUAUAAAUGUCAAUGUAAUCAUGGAUAUACAGGUCAAAAUUGUGAAACAAUGAUUGAUCAAUGUCUAUCAAAACCAUGUGGAUUCAAUGGAAAUUGUACAAGUUUAUCGACAAGAUUUAGUUGUUGUUGUGCACCAGGUUAUACAGGAAUGGAAUGUGAACAAUUAAUUGAUGUUUGUAUAACAAAUCCAUGUUCAAUCGAAGGUGUUGAACGUUGUAUAUCAACAGAAACAUCAUCAUUUAAUUGUUUAUGUAAACCAGGAUAUUCUGGUCGAUAUUGUGAAAUCAAUGUAAAUGAAUGUUUAUCGCAACCGUGUUUAAAUGGUGGAAUUUGUAUUGAUUUUCAAAAUAGUUAUCAAUGUAUUUGUCCAUUGACUUAUACCGGUAUUAAUUGUGAAUAUUUACAAGAGAAAUGUAUAGGAAUACAAUGUUUAAAUGGUGGUCAUUGUAUAAAUAAUGGAAUGAAUUUAACAUGUUUAUGUUCAAAAGGAUAUCAUGGAGAAAAUUGUGAAUUGAUUAUUGAUUAUUGUCAAUCACAACCUUGUUUAAAUGGUGGAAUAUGUUCAAAUACAGAAUUAGGACCUCAGUGUACAUGUUCAAAUGGAAUUACAGGUAUAUUUUGUGAGACUAUCAUUGAUCAAUGUGAAUCUGAACCUUGUGAAAAUAAUGGAACAUGCAGAUCGUUGAUUGAUAAAUAUGUUUGUCUUUGUCCGAAUGGCUUUAUGGGAGAUCGAUGUGAAAAUGAAAGAAAUGAAUGUGAACCAGUAAAUCCAUGUUUAAAUUCUGGACGAUGUAUUGAUGGUUUUAAUAAUUUUUCAUGUCUCUGUAAUCCAGGUUUUACGGGUUAUUAUUGUGAAACUCAAAUCGAUCAAUGUCAAUCAAAUCCUUGUUUAAAUGGAGGACUUUGUCGAACGUUAAUUAAUAGAUUUAAAUGUGAUUGUCCACAAGGAUAUACAGGAUCGACUUGUUCAUCAAUGAUUAAUCAUUGUUCAAGUAAUCCAUGUUUAAAUAAUGGUUUAUGCAUAUCAUUAAUAAAUGAUUAUCGUUGUGUAUGUCUUCAAGAUUAUAUUGGUUUAAAUUGUGAAAAAACUUCAAAUGAAUGUGUAUUAAAUCCAUGUUUAAAUAAUGGAACAUGUAUAGAUCAAGUUUGGAAUUACACAUGUGAAUGUUCAGAUGGUUUUACUGGAUCAAAUUGUCAGAUACAAAGAAAUUAUUGUGAAAGUUCACCAUGUAUUAAUGGAUUGUGUGUUAAUAAGAUAAAUGGAUAUGAUUGCAUAUGUUCAUCAUCAUCAUAUACGGGAGUUCAUUGUGAAAUAGAAAUCAAUAAAUGUUCUUCAAAUCCUUGUUUAUCUGGUGGCACUUGUAUUGAUAAUUUAGAUAGUUUUAUGUGUAUUUGUCCACCAUGGUAUUCUGGUUUAACUUGUUCUGAACAAAUUGAUCCAUGUUUAAAUCAAAAAAGUUGUGCAAAUAAUGGAACAUGUAUCAGAGAUCUUGAUAUAGAACCAUUUGGAUAUAGAUGUCAAUGUUUACCUGGUUUUAAUGGACAAAUAUGUGAAAUUAAUGUUGAUGAUUGUUUAACACAACCAUGUGAACAUGGAAGAUGUAUUGAUAAAGUUAAUGGAUUUAUUUGUCAAUGUUAUCAAGGAUAUGAUGGAAUUUUAUGUGAUAAUAUAAGUGAUCAAUGUCAAAAUUCACCAUGUCAAAAUAAUGGUAUUUGUCAAUCAUUAAUUAAUACGUAUCAAUGUCAUUGUUUAUCUGAUUAUCAAGGAAAGAAUUGUGAAGAAAAAAUAUUAAAACCAUGUUCGACGAACUCUUGUUUAAAUAAUGGUACAUGUACAUUAACAUCAAAUAAUGAUUUUCAAUGUAAAUGUUCAUAUGGUUAUACAGGUAAAAAAUGUGAAAUAAAAAUUAAUGCAUGUUAUUCAAAUCCAUGUCAUUAUGGAACAUGUCAUGAAAUUUCAAAUGGAUUUUAUUAUUGUUUAUGUUCAUCAGAUUAUACAGGAUUUAAUUGUGAAAUUGAAAUAAAUCAAUGUGAUAGUUUACCUUGUUUAAAUAGUGGCACAUGUAGUAGAACAUCAUCAAAUAUGUUUAAUUGUACUUGUCCAAAUGGAUAUUCAGGUACACAAUGUCAAUAUGUUGAUUAUCAAUGUAAUUCUCGAUCUUGUUUAAAUAAUGGUACAUGUGUAACAAAUAAGGAUGGUUAUCAAUGUGUAUGUCCACUGGGUUUAACAGGUAACCAUUGUGAAAUUGAUAUAAAUGAAUGUGUAUCACAGCCAUGUAAAAAUAAUGGAAUUUGUUUACAAUCAAAACUUAAUCAAUAUCAAUGUCUUUGUCCAAAUGGUUAUACUGGUGUUCAUUGUGAAAACAAUAUUGAUCCAUGUUUAUCAAUGUUGUGUUUAAAUAAUGGUACAUGUAUUCGAACAAGUUUAUCAACAGGAAUAUGUUCAUGUUUAUCCGGUUAUGUUGGUUUAUCAUGUCAAAAUCAAAUAAAUACAUGUUUAAGUGCACCAUGUUUAAAUGGUACAUGUAUACCAUUAGUUAAUUCAUAUCAAUGUAAUUGUUUUCCGGGUUAUACUGGUCAAAGAUGUGAUACAAUUAUAAAUUAUUGUUCAUCGAAUCCAUGUUAUAAUAAUGGUACCUGUAUAAAUCAAGCAACAUCAUUUGCUUGUCAAUGUCCAUAUGGUUUUCAAGGUCGUACAUGUGUUAUACGUAUACAAUCAUGUCAAUCAUCUCCAUGUUUAAAUGGUGGUACAUGUUAUGAUAUUGCACCUGGUUUACAUAAGUGUUCAUGUCGUAACUCUUAUCAUGGAGAAUUUUGUCAAUUACGUGAUUCAUUUUGUUUAGAUAUGCCAUGUCAAAAUCAUGGUAUUUGUUUAGAUACAUUAAAUGGUUAUCAAUGUAUAUGUCAACCAGGUUAUAAUGGAAUAAAUUGUACGAAUGAAAUUCAACCAUGUAUUUCAAAUCCAUGUUUAAAUAAUGGUAUAUGUCGAAAUACAAAUAAUGGUCUUAGUUAUCAAUGUUUAUGUCAAAAAGGUUAUGCUGGUCUACAAUGUGAAUUUGAAAUCAAUUGGUGUUCAUCAAAUCCAUGUCAAAAUCAAGGAACUUGUAUAUCACAAUUAACAUCAUUUAUUUGUCUUUGUUCAUCAUUGUAUACAGGUAGAAUUUGUCAAACACCAAUAAAUAAUUGUUCAUCAACAACAUGUAAAUAUGGUGUACCACUUGUAUUAAGUUCAACAAGUUGUUCAUGUGUUUGUUCCAAUGGUUAUAUGGGUAAUCAUUGUGAUAUACCAAUUAAUCCAUGUUUAAAUAAUUCAUAUUGUAUACGUGGUACUUGUAAUUAUCUUAGUCCUGGUUUAGCUAAUUGUACAUGUCCAAUUGAUUAUAGUGGACUUCGUUGUGACACAAGGUUAUCAAGUGGUGCAUGUUCAUCAUGUCCAUGUUUAUAUGGACAAUGUCGAACAAUUGAUAAUCUAAAUGAUUAUAUUUGUGAUUGUUAUCAAGGUUAUACAGGAAAACAAUGUAAUAUAUCAAUAGAUUUAUGUAAACCAUCACCAUGUUUAUAUGGUCAAUGUUAUUUAGAUGAUAUGAAUGGUUAUGAUUGUAAAUGUUUACCAGGUGCAAUAGGUAGAAAUUGUUCAAUAUUAAUUGAUACAUGUAGUUCAAAUCCAUGUUUAAACAGUGGUGUUUGUAUUCAAGGUUUAAAUACAUAUCAAUGUGUUUGUCAAUCUGGUUAUGCUGGUAUACAUUGUGAAAUAUUAAUUAAUCAAUGUACAUCAUUAAUAUGUUUAAAUAAUGGUACAUGUGUUAAUCUUCCAACAAAACCACCAAGUGCUAAAUGUCAAUGUCCAUCAUUAUAUACGGGUAUUCAAUGUCAAUAUUUAUAUGCACCAUGUACAUCACAACCAUGUCAAAAUUUAGGAACAUGUCUAUCUGAUGGAACAUCAUCAUAUACAUGUCUAUGUCCAAAUGGAUUUUCAGGUAUGAAUUGUGAAGUUAAUGUACAAGUUUGUCAAAGUAAUCCUUGUCAAAAUGGAGGUAAAUGCUCAGAACCAGCACCAUAUUAUUAUAUAUGUCAAUGUCCAUGGCCAUAUUAUGGUAUUAAUUGUGAAUUAAUGUUUAAUCCUUGUUUAAGUCAUCCAUGUCGAGGACCAUCAUCAAAAUGUAUAUCAACACCAAUGUAUCAAAAUUAUACUUGUAUUUGUUCAAAUGGUUUUCAAGGUUCAACAUGUUCAAUACCAAUUGAUCCAUGUCAAUCAACACCUUGUUAUCAUGGUGGUUCGUGUAUAAGAACAGGAUUAUUAACAUAUGCUUGUUCUUGUCAAGCUGGUUAUUCAGGAAAUAAUUGUGAAAUUGAAAUAAAUCCAUGUUUACAUUAUCCAUGUGUUAAUGGAAUAGCAAUAAGAACAUCAUUAAUUAAUUGUGAAUGUCAAUGUUCAUAUUCAUAUUAUGGAAAAUUAUGUGAAAUGAAUAUUUGUGAAGACAAUCCAUGUUUAAUUGGACAAUGUAUAUCAAAUGGAAAUUUUUCUUAUACAUGUAAUUGUCCAGUUGGAUUUCAAUUUAUAAUGGGCGUAUGUGCAGAUAUUAAUGAAUGUAGAACGAUUGCAGGACUUUGUGGAAAUGGUGGCAGAUGUUUGAAUACAUAUGGAUCAUAUUCAUGUUUUUGUAAAACAGGUUUUUAUGGUAAAAAUUGUGAAAAUUUUGAUCCAUGUCGAUCAAUGCCUUGUAUUAAUGGGGGCAUCUGUAUGUCAAAUGAAACUUAUCCUUAUUGGCAAUGUAAUUGUCCUACGGCGUAUACUGGUUCUCAUUGUGAAACAAUAUCACUUGGUUGUUCAUCAAAUCCAUGUCGAACAGGCACUUGUAUUAAUCUUUUAAAUGGUGAAUAUCAAUGUUUAUGUCCUACGAGUAUAACAGGUAAAAAUUGUGAUAAAUCAUUAUUACCAUGUGAUUCAAAUCCAUGUUUAAAUAAUUCAACAUGUUUAACAUUAUCAUUAACAAAUUAUACUUGUGUAUGUCCAACAUUUUAUACUGGUUUAAAAUGUUCUGAACAAAGAAAUCUUUGUUCGAAAACUUCAUGUCAAAGUAAUGCAACAUGUAUUGCUGAUUAUGACUCAGGAAAAGAAAUUUGUUUAUGUCCAUUUGGACGUUAUGGAACUUUUUGUGAAUUAGCUUCUGCUUGUGAACCAAAUCCAUGUGUACAUGGAACAUGUCAAAAUAAAAAUAAAGAUACAUUUCAAUGUAUAUGUAAACCUGGAUUUACCGGCAAGACAUGUGAUAUACCAUUUGAUAUAUGUGAUACAAAUCCAUGUGUAAAUGGUGGAACUUGUUCAAAUUUAGGCAAUGGAUUAUAUAUUUGUACUUGUUCACAUGAUUUUACAGAAUCUGAUUGUAGUAUCUCACAAUGUACUAAAAACAGUUGUUUUAAUGGUGGUAUUUGUUCUAUUCAAAAUAAUUCUCGUCAAUGUAAAUGUCCAUGUGGAUUUACUGGAUCACGAUGUGAAACUCCAUUUGAUAUAUGUUCGUUAACAAUAUGUCAAAAUAAUGGUACUCGACUUAUGAAUACAACUAAUUGUCAAUGUUCAUGUUUAUGUCCAUCGACAUUUACUGGUCAUCUUUGUCAAGUACCAAUUAUAUCAACAAAUAGAACAUAUCCAGGACAAAUUGUAAUUCCAACUAAUCGAUUAGGAGGAUCAUCAUGGGAAAAUGUCGUACAAUGUAUUGAUCAAGUUUGGAAUAGUCUAAAUGUUUUACUAGUAUGUCCAUCACCGUAUAAUCUUGUUACUCCAACAUCAUUUUAUCCAUAUUGUUAUCGAAUGAAUCAACAAAAUUUUCUUAAAAAUCAACGAGAAGCAAUAAAUGAAUGUGAAAAACAACAAACACAAUUAGUUUGGUUUCACUCUACUGAUGAAUUAGAACAACAUUUGUUACCAGCUUUAUUUUCUUAUGGAUUCACUCGAGAUUUUUGGACAAGUGGAAUAUAUAAUUCAAUAUUAAAUCGAUGGCAAUGGUUAUUAACCAAUAAUAAUACACGAAUUGAUAUUAAUCCAUCAAUAAUAAAACAAUAUGAAAUCAGUUCUUUUAAUCAAUCACUUUAUGUUUCAUUUGAUCAAUCAAAAAAUCGACAUUUAAUUGCAAGUUCAUCAUCAGAAUUUUAUUCAACUUUAUGUAAAAUAUUAGCAACACGUCGUUUAUUAAAUAAUCAAACACGUUCUAUUGAUCUUAGUUCAUAUCAAACAACUUAUAUUAAUCAAACUCAAGUUAUUAUUUAUAAUUUUAAUUAUACUAUACUUCCAACCAUACCAUUAAAUGCACUGAUUCAACAACCAACAGAUACUCAAUAUGUUUCUACGUGUGGUGCUUUUGGAAAUCCAUCAACAUCUAUUGAACCAUAUAUUAUUGAUAUAUGUGGUUAUUUUCUUUCAAUUAACAAUCAAAAUAUUCAAUUAUUAAUGCAAACAAUUGGUACAUAUUAUACUAUUCAUCGAAACUCAAUUAGAUCAAUACAAUCUUAUAUUGCUACACCAUUAAAUAUUGAACAUUAUAUAACAAUAACUGGUAAUAUAAUGACACGAAUACAUUUUGUAAUAGCAAGUGAAUCAUCAAUAAUUCUUGGUUCAAAUAUUGAACCAUUAGCAUCAAUUAAUGAUAUUUUGAAUACUAUACCUUACCGAUAUUAUCAACAAUGUAUUCCAUACAUAUCAUUAAAUAUUCUUCUACAAUUAAAAUUAUGUAUUCCAUUAAAUGAAAUUUCAUUAUGGAUUAAUUUAAUUACAAAAGCAGUUUCUGCUGCUACCGGAGAAUCAAAUGUCAAUGUGAUGCUUAAAGGUGUUCAAGAAGGUGUUACAACCACUGGUCAAUCAGCAAAUAUUGGAUAUUUCUUAAUAACAAUCGAUGGAAUAACAUAUAAUCAAACAAUGACUAAUAAUCUAUCAAUGAAUUCAAUUCUUCUUUCAACUAUUCAACAAGAAAAUGAAUAUUUAUUAUGCUCAGAAGAAAGACAAAUUCUUUUCUUAGAAAAUAGUAUUCAGGAUUUUCAUGUUCCUUGUCUAACUCCACAAUUACUUGAAAGAGAAUUAAAUAAUGCUUUACAUCAAGCUGGAAUUUAUACAAUGAAUGUAAAUAUAUUUGGUAUUGAAGAAGCUAUUGAUAGUCUUGGACAAGUUUAUCAUUUACCAAAUAUAUUUUUACAACAUGUAAAUGGUACUUGGCUUGAUAGUUCAUUUGAAUUAAAUAAUGAAUUAUAUGAAAUUUUCAUUUCUAAUCAAAUGCAACGAUUAACAAAUCGUGUUUAUCGUUUUUCAAAAUCUUAUUCUUAUUUUUAUUCAAAUUCUUUAUCAAUAAAUGAUCGUAAUUAUUUAGAAAAACUUAUUUUAAUUUUAUAUAAUCAACAAAAUUCAAUUAUAAGUAAUGAUGUUAAAAUUUUAUAUGAAGAUUUAUAUUUAAAUAAAACUUCAAUGAAAACAAUUCGACGUAUUUAUAUAUUUGUUUUUUAUAAUGGACAAGAACUUGAUGGAAGAUAUAUAUCAUCAUUAACUUUAUCAUCUAAACAAUUUCAUAGUAUUGAUUAUAUACAAAAUCCAUUGAAUUAUAAAUCAAAUCAAAUGCUAAUUAAUCUUAUUAAACAACGUGAUAUACAACAAAUAACAUUUUCAGAAAAAAUAAGUAAAUUAUCAGCUGAACAAAUAUUAAAAGAUUAUUGGCAAAAUCCAAUGAAACAAGGUUUAACAAAUACAAUUAUUGAUAUCAUACAAUUACAAGAAUAUCUUGCCUAUUCAUCGAAUCAAUUCUAUACAACAGUAAUAUAUACAGUUAUUACAUUCGAUGGUUAUAUUAUUCCAAAUGCAUGUUUCAAUUUAAGUUUAUUUCAAAAAACACAUAAUCUAUGUGACAUACAAAAUCAUUAUAUGGAACAAAUACCUAUUGGAUAUAUACCAUCAUUUAUUGAUUUAAAAGGAAGUUAUUUACAAAUUGAUCUUGAUCAAGAAGAUUUUGCUGCAUUUAUUACUUCAGCAUUAGAACGAAUGGAUGUUAGUGGUAAAGGUCAUUUUUAUUUAGUUUCAUCUAUAUUGAUCGAACCACGGUUUGGAUUAGACAUGGUAUUACUAACACGAGUUUAUUUCACGAUUAUACCGAAUCAAAUAAUUAAUCAAGAAAAAUUGUAUGAUCAAUUGAAGUUGAUUUUUUCGACAAUACAAACACGAAAAUAUGAAUUAUAUCCAAUGAAACAAUUAUCUAUUGUACGCACUGAUGCUCACAAAUAUAUAGCCAAUGUUUCAUUUCCAAUAAAUGAUUUCAUGCGAAAAGAUAUUGAAAAUUAUUUAACAUCAUACAAUCCACAAUAUGGACAAGCAAAAGUUGUUUAUGCUGAAUCUCUUAAUAUAAAUCAAACUCGUUUUUAUUUAACUUUUAUCAAUCAAAAGCAAUUAAUUACUAGAUGUGAUUUUAAACUUUAUUAUCCUGGUGUUUCAACAUAUAACGACGAAAAUCUUGAAAUCAAUAGUCUUUAUCUCGAAUGGCAUACUUUCAUUGCUAAAUUAGCUUCACUUAUUGAUAGUCUUAGUCAAUUAUGGACAAAUGAAAAUUUAAAUAAUUCAAAAAAUUUAUCUAUUCAAUUACAAAAUCAAAUUCAAUAUAUUUGUUCAGAUGGAAACCGAUCUGUUCGAAUCGAUUAUAUUAUUAAAAAUGUUUCAGUUCAUAGUUUAAAAUCACCUUCUAAUUCAGUAUUUGAAAAAGUUUAUGGCAAAUUUCAUAAUAAUUGUAUUUCAUAUGAAGUACGUUCGUUAUAUUUAAUUGAACCACGUUUACCAGAUAAAGAAAUUUAUCAAGCAUUAGAAAAUGCAUGGCGUCAAUCGAAUAAUAAUUUUCCGAUAAAAAUUUCUUCAGAACUUUUUAUUGAUUCAUCAUAUUUAACAAAUAAAAAUCAAACAGUAACACGUUUUAUUUAUACAAUAAAUUCUAAUACAUUAAAAUUUAUUCGACCAUCAGCAAAUUCAAUACAAUUAUCAAAUAUUUAUACAGAUAUUCCAUAUAAACGAUGGACAAUUUAUGUCGAAAAUAAAAUAUUAAAUUCAACAAUAUUAUUCAUGAUUAAUAAAGCAUUACGAUUAAGUUGGGCAAAAGCAAAUAGUUAUCUUUUUCAACCACAUGAUGUAUUCAUACCAUCUAUUAAUACCGUACUAUGCGAUAAUGGACAAAUUAAAAUUGAUUAUAUGAUUGGUUUGCGAUCUGGUGAUAUUGGCGAUUAUUCUGAACCCUCUAAACAAAUUUAUUCACAAAUAUUCAAUGAAACAAGUUUAACGACAUUAGUUCAUUUACGUUAUAUACCAAGAAAUAAUAAUGAGGUAUUAUUAAAUAAUGAUCAAAUAUCAUUGGUUUCACUUGAUUCUCAAUCUGGUAGUCCAUUCAAUGCGCUUGAUUGGUGGUCUAUUUUAAUUAUUGUUAUUGCUGCAUUAAUCCUAUGGUUAAUUUUAUGUGUAGUUUGUUAUAUAUGCCUUCGAAAACGGUCAACAAAUCGUUAUCAUCAUAAAAUUUCUAAACGUCCAACUAGACAGAUGGAUAUUCUUGCUCGAGAACAAGAUCAUUAUUUACGUCCAUCAUUAUCUUCAUUAGCAUUUGAUGGACCAUAUGCAGAAUCAUUUAAUUCAUCGGCUGAUGAUCAACAAAGAAUAUCAACAAGAACAAUAUCUUCACAACCUGAAUUACAAGUUCGUCGUUUAUCGGAACAAGAUUGGCCACAUUUUGCAAUGCAUAAUCCAUAUGGAUGGUCAUCACAUCUUUUAAAUUCACCAUCACAUUCAACAAAUUCAAAUCGUCCAUUAUAA